AUGACGAUGCCCCUGCCGCCCCCGCCGACGACGCGCGUGGUGUCGCUGAAGAAAGCGCCGGGGUCGAAGAGCACGGCCGCGACGCUGCGGUCGCUGUACCCGCGCGCGGCCCGGGCGUUCCUGCACAGGGACAUAGCGCUCACGCACUCGCUCAUCACCUCUGCGCUCGUCCUCCUCUCCUCCGCACAGCCAGGCUCAGACGCUCUCGCGGAACACAGGCGGAAAUGGGAUAUUCUGCGGCUGACGCUCGAGGUCACGGUCUACACCGCGCCGCCGGAGGACAGCGCGAGCAUACCGGCCCCACUGCGCUCGAACGCCAUGCUCUCUGGCGCCUCGCUCAUCUCAACGCUGCACGCACGCAGCGUGCAGUUCUUCACGCCGUAUGACGUCGCCAGCCACGAUGCAGCUUACUUGCCCGGACCGGUCGUGGUUACUCUCGCCACAGCUAGCGUCAAAAUCAACGCGCCGGCUAUCGGCAGGAAUAUCGUGGAGGAGUGGCUUGCAAGGAGGAGUCAUGUUAUUUCUUCCCAGGCGCCCGGGGACGAAGGAUACGAUAAAGUGCUGGAGGUCUACUGCACGAGCAUCUUGCCCGCUUUGGACGAGUGGGAGUACGCGGCCGAAUUCUUGCACUAUGAGACAGAGAUGGACCCAGAAACCAAACAGCGUCUGGUGUUAUCCCUGUCAGCCCUACAUGCGCGCCACAUCGCCGCCCAAGAAGCCGCGCGGAACGCCGCGAGCGCGUCCACCUCUGCGCCUUCUUCGCCAUCAGCAUCUUUUUCGCCAUCAGCUUCCCGCCCAUUAUCGCCCUCCUCGUCCUCGUCGAGUCUAUCGACGACUUCGACACAUACGGCCGUACCUGCGACACCGAAGGGACGGGGGAGUAUCUCCACCAAUGGACUUACGCCACUGUCGCCUGUGCCGAGGAAGCCUCAAGAUGCUUCUAAUGUGCCGUCGGCUGCUACUUCGCGGACUGUGACGCCUGUGUCCUCUGCAAAACGAGUUGCAAGACCGCCAUCCUUCCGCGUACCGUCAACUUCCAACGGACACGCAAACAUGAACGGCGCCCCAACACAGCUCGUACCCGCGCAAACGACUUCACCACCUGGGAUGAUCGCCCUUCUCCGCACCGCAAUCCGACCAUAUCUCGCACACGGCCUAUCACUAUCGCACCUCGCAGCUGCACUAGCAGUCGUACUCAUCCCACUGCUCUCCUUGGUGUUCCGACUACGAAGACGAUCGUCCUCUGCAACGCCUUCGGCCGCUGCCGUAUCAGAUGUUAGGAGAAGGCUGGGCCAGGGACAGGCGAGAGCGGGUGUAUUCCGGACGCUUUGGGAGGAGAGUUUGAGGGCUGUGGUUGAUACCGUCAGGAUGGGCGGGAGAGGGCUCGUAUGA
This is a messenger RNA of Peniophora sp. CBMAI 1063, 1392 nucleotides long. NCBI's taxonomy places the organism in Eukaryota, Fungi, Basidiomycota, Agaricomycetes, Russulales, Peniophoraceae. The record is from the annotation of a GenBank genome assembly.